Messenger RNA from Aphanomyces invadans, 321 nucleotides. RefSeq lists its product as hypothetical. The coding region runs from base 1 to 321 and encodes 106 amino acids. Lineage: Eukaryota; Oomycota; Saprolegniomycetes; Saprolegniales; Verrucalvaceae. The record is from RefSeq and is a predicted model, not a curated record. The transcript has 3 exons.
AUGUCGCAGAAGGAAAUCUACUCUGACGUGGUCGAAGAAAUCGACUCAAUCGAGGACAGCCAUGGCUGCUGCAUUGCGAAGUCAGCGUCAAGAUCAACGGCCACAGCGGUCUCUCUUGACGACUCAACCAAGACACUCAAGUGGACCGUGGGAAAAUUUAACCCGAAGAAGGUGAUGUCGCCGUCGCUGAAAGGGUCAAUCGUCUUACAGCACGGUGCGGCGACGCUGGACGAAAACCCGAUCGUCCUCUUCGGGUCCAACGUCCCGUUCACGGCGGGCGUUCGCACCCUCGCCCAUGCGGGGCGGUUCCAAAAAUCCUAG